This is a messenger RNA of Oppiella nova, 491 nucleotides long. NCBI's taxonomy places the organism in Eukaryota, Metazoa, Arthropoda, Arachnida, Sarcoptiformes, Oppiidae. The record is from the annotation of a GenBank genome assembly.
AGAAAAAGCAUUUGAUUGGAUUCAAGUGUCCGAACAUCUCUUCGUGUCACUACCUCUGGAGAUGUGCUGUCGAACAAAGAUAUUUCUUUACAAUGAACUCUUCGCGUGACAUACCAUUCGUGACGACAGGCGGAGGAAUAUUCUCGAGAAGUUGUAAAUUGCGGUACAGCGGCAGAACUGAGAGGGAGAUCAUAGAGGACAUGAAGAGAGUGGACAGAGUGUCGACUAGUAUUCAUAGGAGCUAUUCGAUCACAUCGGCGCCGCCAUCCAUGCGAACUCUCGGCCGCUCUAAUACGGCUCCACUACCCCAUCACGAGUCACCCGAACGCUCCACUUAUUAUCACAGCAAAGUGGUUCCAUAUCUGAAUUAUUCAACACUUUCUGAGCCGUGCGAUGAACACAACCCACACGUUGAACACGACUCACACGAAGGACACGCCAACGCAAACGUGUCAUUACCGCCAUCUUUGGAUCCAUUCGACGAAGAAGAU